Messenger RNA from Pseudophryne corroboree (corroboree frog), 3767 nucleotides. RefSeq names its product oocyte zinc finger protein XlCOF6-like. The record is from RefSeq and is a predicted model, not a curated record. Bases 228 to 2777 code for a protein of 849 amino acids. The transcript is spliced from 6 exons. Lineage: Eukaryota; Metazoa; Chordata; Amphibia; Anura; Myobatrachidae.
CCCAUGCGUUAUGCUGAGGAUCCCACGGAAAUGCCGUCCCGCCCACUUCCUGAACACAUUUCUCCGUCCAGGCCAGUGUGUGAGCUGCUGCCUUGUCCUCCAGGGUUACGCAGUAGUGAAGAAGACAUCCGGUGAGUGUGAGACACCGAGCAGCCAUCCCCGUGUGUCAGGAGGACUGCGCAGGACCCAGAGCCCCAUCACGGUGCCUCCACCUCACUCACUGACACAUGAGACACAUUGACCAGAAUAUCCUGGAACUCCCUAACAAGAUCAUUCAGCUGCUGACUGGAGAGGAGGGGGAGUAUAUAGAGGAACACAGGGGUCUGUACAAGGACGUGAUGAUGGAGAAUCACCGGCCCCUCACAUCACUGGAUGGACCCAGUAACAGAGAUACCCCAGAGAGAUGUCCCCUUCCUCUGUAUUCCCAGGAUUGUACAGAGGAGAAUCACAGGAUCCCACAGGAGGAUCAGAUAGAACGUCUUUCUCGUAUAAAGGCAGAAGAUAUAAGGAGAGAAGAUGAGACGUAUAUGACUGAUAUGAAGGCAGAAGAUAUAGAGGGAGAAGAAGAGACGUAUAUGACUGAUAUAAAGGCAGAAGAUAUAGAGGGAGAAGAAGAGACGUAUGUGACUGAUAUAAAGGCAGAAAAUAUAGAGGGAGAAGAAGAGACGUAUGUGACUGAUAUAAAGACAGAAGAUAUAGAGGGAGAAGAAGAGACGUAUGUGACUGGUAUAAAGGCAGAAGAUAUAGAGGGAGAAGAAGAGACGUAUGUGACUGAUAUAAAGGCAGAAGAUAUAGAGGGAGAAGAAGAGACGUAUAUGACUGAUAUAAAGGCAGAAGAUAUAGAGGGAGAAGAAGAGACGUAUGUGACUGAUAUAAAGGCAGAAGAUACAGAGGGAGAAGAAGAGACGUAUGUGACUGAUAUAAAGGCAGAAGAUACAGAGGGAGAAGAAGAGACGUAUGUGACUGAUAUAAAGGCAGAAGAUACAGAGGGAGAAGAAGAGAUGUAUGUGACUGAUAUGAAGGCAGAAGAUAUAGAGGGAGAAGAAGAGAUGUAUGUGAGGGGUGAUCAGCAGUGUAAGGAGGAGGAGAUCCCUACAGAUAUCAGCACAGAUGGACACACAAGCAGGAAUAUCUCAGAAGGACUUCUAAUGUUAUUCCCGGAUUGUGACAUAAAAGAUAAUGACAGUAGACAGGAUUCUCCGGGAGAUAACCCCAUUACCCCAAUUAUACAUCCAGCUCUAUCAGCUGAUCCCUCUGAUCCUGGGAAAUGUUCUCCUCAUCACUCUGAUAUUGGUGCAUCUGUUACAGCUCUGACAGUAGAUACAGUGUUUCCCUGUUCUAUAGAUGCCAAAUGUUUUACACAGAACACAAAGCCUAUUAACGCACACACAGGUAAGGCAGGUGAAAGGCCACUGAUAUGUUCUGAGUGUGGGAAAUGUUUUACAUACAAAUUAGAUCUUUUUAUACAUCAGAGAAGUCACACAGGUGAGAAUCCAUUUUCUUGCUCUGAGUGCGGGAAAUGUUUUACACAAAAAUCACAACUUGUUACACAUCAGCAAAGUCACACAGCUGAGAAGGCAUUUCCAUGUUCUGAGUGUGGAAAAUGUUUUGCAUACAAAUCAGAUCUUGUUAUACAUCAGAGAAGUCACACAGGUGAGAAGCCAUUUUCUUGCUCUGAGUGCGGGAAAUGUUUUACAAAGAAAUCACAUCUUGUUACACAUCAGAGAAGUCACACAGGUGAGAAGCCAUUUUCUUGCUCUGAGUGCGGGAAGUGUUUUACACAAAAAUCGCAACUUGUUAUACAUCAGCAAAGUCACACAGGUGAGAAGUCAUUUCCAUGUUCUGAGUGUGGGAAAUGUUUUGCACACAGCUUAAAUCUUGUUAGACAUCAUAGAAGUCACACAGGUGAGAAACCAUUUUCUUGCUCUGAGUGUGGGAAAUGUUUUACAAGGAAAUCAAAUCUUAUUAUACAUCACAGAAGUCACACAGGUGAGAAGGCAUUUCCAUGUUCUGAGUGUGGGAAAUGUUUUGCACACAAAUCAGAUCUUGUUUUACAUCACAGAAGUCACACAGGUGAGAAGCUGUUUUCUUGCUCUGAGUGUGGGAAAUGUUGUGUAAGUAAAUCACAUCUUGUUAUACAUCACAGAAGUCACACAGGUGAGAAGCCAUAUUCUUGCUCUGAGUGCGGGAAAUGUUUUACACAAAAAUCACAUCUUGUUACACAUCAGCAAAGUCACACAGGUGAGAAGCCAUUUCCAUGUUCUGAGUGUGGGAAAUGUUUUGCACACAAAUCACAUCUUGUUAGACAUAACAGAAGUCACACAGGUGAGAAACCAUUCUCUUGCUCUGAGUGUGGGAAAUGUUUCACACGGAAAUCACAACUUGUUACACAUCAGCAAAGUCACACAGGUGAGAAGACAUUUCCAUGUUCUGUGUGUGGGAAAUGUUUUGCACGGGAAUCAGAUCUUGUUAUACAUCACAGAAGUCACACAGGUGAGAAGGCAUUUCCAUGUUCUGAAUGUGGGAAAUGUUUUGCACGGAAAUCAGAUCUUGUUAUACAUCAUAGAAGUCACACAGGUGAGAAGCCAUUUCCAUGUUCUGAGUGUGGGAAAUGUUUUGCACAGAAAUCAGAUCUUGUUAUACAUCACAGAAGUCACGCAGUUGAGAAGCCAUUUUCUUGCUCUGAGUGUGGGAAAUGUUUUACCUGGAAAUCACAUCUUGUUAGACAUCAGCGAACUCACAGAGGUGUGAGGCUAUUUCUAUACUCUGAGAAAUAAAUCAGCUCUUGUUGAACACAAUAGAAAUCUCUGAGGUGAGGAACCAUUUUAAGCUUCUGGGGUAUACUCAUCAUUGCCAUGCGUUCUUCAAGGUUCUUAUCCUAUCUCCUAUGCUUUUGAAAUACACAUGUUACUGCAGGGUGAAAUAAUCAGAUGUCAUGUCCUCAUCUACCACUGCUAUGCAGAUGACCUGCCUUUUGCUCCAGGUACUGAGAACCCAGUACCAAUCCUAAAUGGUUGUCUAGCUGAGCUCCAGGUGUGGGUGAUGCCAGUUGGCUGUGAUUCAGUCCUGGUGAGACAGGUCCUUAUGAUAGAAGCUCACCAACAAAGGGCAGGGCUACAGCUCAGCUUUGCAAACCAACCAGACUUACGCUUGGGGGUUCAGAGUUACAAAAUGCUGAUCCUGUGUGGAAUCUUGGUGUCCUGGAUGGUGGAGUGACACUUAGACAUCAGGUAUCAGCCACAAUCAGAUCCUCAUCUGAGGAACAUAGCCAGACUCCAGCACUUAUUUCCCUCAGAUCUACCUACAGUCAUACAUGUACUUGUAUCAUCACACAUAGACUACUGCAAUGUCCUCUACCUGGGUCUCCCAGCAAAAGAAUUGCAUCGGUUGUACCUUGUACAGAAUGCAGCAGCCAGGCUGUUACCUAACCAGCCCGUUCCUGCCACAUAACACCCAUUCUCUGCUCCCUUCCCCGGCUGCCUGUAAGAUGGGGACUCUAUUACAUAAUCUUACUGACUCUCCCAGCCCUACAUGACCAGGGUCCAUGGUACCAGAAGCAGCUUCUGCCUCCUUACUGCCCUGCUUUCUUACUUCCACCUGCAGAUGAAGGACUGUUACCAGCAGUACCAAGAUUCCCCAAUAAGUUCUGAGAUGUCAGAGGGGGAGACAGGGUGGUGGCACUAGUGCUGUAGCGGGGGCUGCCGGAGGCACUGUCUGUGGGUAAUAUCCCCAAGCAGUGCUAAGGUGUCAGAGGGGAGACAGGGCAG